AUGAAUGCUUUUUUCGAUGGAUAUGUUCAUUCGAAAACAUCUUUGAAACAAUUUGUUGAACAAUAUGAAAGAGCACUGCGGAACAAGGUUGAAAAGGAAUUUCAGGCUGACUUCAAGUCGUACGCGCAAAUGGUACCAUGUGUAACGAAUUUCGAUAUGGAAAAGCAAUUUCAAAAAGUUUACACCAUAUCAAAGUUCAGGGAGGUUCAGAAUGAGUUCAUUGGGAAGGUUUACUGUGACAUCGUUUCUGUUUCAGAGGGUUCUGAAUGCACGAUUUACGAGGUGUGGGAGGAUGUCCUUCUAUAUGGAGAGACUCGAACGAAAAGGACCUUUUUCGUGUCAUUUACAAGGGAGACCCGAGACAUUGUUUGUAGUUACCACCUGUUCGAGUUCCGAGGGAUACUUUGUAGACAUGCAGUCAUUGUUUUGAUCCGUAAUGAUGUCAAGUUAUUGUCGGAUAAGUUUAUAUUGCGACGAUGGAGGAGGGACAUUAGUAGAGCACACACGAGGGUGGAAGUGUACUAUGCUGGGUUGGUUUCUACUCCGGCACAGUUGAGGUACGAGGAUAUGUGUCGGGUGGAGGAGCUUAAGUCGAGUAGUGAUACUCAUCCCAUUCAUGUAGUCUCUCACGAAACUAAUUCUCAAAAGCAUUCGGGUGUCAACGUACUAGAUCCUAUAUCAUCGAAACGAAAGGGUGCAUCGAAGAAACUUCGACGAAAAGGGCCGCUGGAGUUAAUGUCAAAGAAAGCAAAGGCAACUUCGACAUCAGCAAAAGGCAGGAGACCGAAAGGUAGUCAUAGUACUGUGGAAGGAGCUGCACCAGAUGUUAACGCCUCUCAACAGUAUUCAUCACUGUCACCAUUCGCAUGUUCACAGUCCUUUUUGGAUCAAGGGUGGAUCAUAAAGGUAUAUGGGUUUAAUGUUAAUUCUUCGCGAGUAAAGGAAAAUGGAGAACUUGGCAUUCCUAUUAACUACGAUAACAUUAAAGAUGUUAUUUCUGAUAUGUUCUCAGUAGGAAUAGAUACAUCAUCAUCAAUAACUAAUUGGGCUAUGGUCUCUGAGGAUGCAUACAGCAAUUCCCCUUCUGCCAAGAGCUAG
This is a messenger RNA of Olea europaea var. sylvestris, 1098 nucleotides long. Its product is annotated as protein FAR-RED ELONGATED HYPOCOTYL 3-like. Lineage: Eukaryota; Viridiplantae; Streptophyta; Magnoliopsida; Lamiales; Oleaceae. Gene Ontology annotation, molecular function: zinc ion binding. The record is from RefSeq and is a predicted model, not a curated record. The transcript has 5 exons. The coding region runs from base 1 to 1098 and encodes 365 amino acids. Gene Ontology annotation, biological process: regulation of DNA-templated transcription.